UCUGGCACCCCCUGGUGGGCUGGUGAGGCUUUGUUGCCUGAUACGUCAUCAACUGUAGACGCACAACAGGAAAACCACAGCAAGAAUGCUUUUCUACUCGUUUUUCAAGUCGCUGGUGGGGAAGGACGUUGUGGUGGAGCUCAAAAACGACCUGAGCAUCUGUGGGACGCUUCACUCUGUUGACCAGUACCUGAACAUCAAGUUGACAGACAUCAGUGUCACGGAUCCAGAGAAAUAUCCACAUAUGCUGUCGGUGAAAAACUGCUUCAUCCGUGGAUCGGUGGUCCGGUACGUUCAGCUGCCGGCAGACGAAGUGGACACGCAGUUGCUUCAAGACGCUGCCCGAAAAGAAGCCAUACAGCAGAAGCAGUGAUCGGGUCGUGGGAUGGGAUCUGGCCCGGGGGGGGGGGGGGGUGUUGUGACAGGCAGAUAACUUUAUUUAAAGAUAGCAGUUUGAUUUACUUAAAAAAAUACAAAUUUAAAUGCAUUCCUGACAUUGGAGAUCAGUCAUGUGCAGAGCAUUGUUGAUUGGAAUUUUCUUGACCUCAAAAAGAGGUUUAGGAGCCUUCAUCUGAUUUGUUUAAUUUAGUUUAGUUUAGUUUAGAAGAAACUGAAAGAGGUGACAGUAUGUGUUGACUGCUCCUGUUUAAAAUGACAGAAAAAUUACCUUUUUUAUGCCAACUACUAAAAAAGUUACAUAUUUGAAUCUUUUUUUUUUAUUUUCUUUGUUAAGGAAUGAUCCUGCCUUUCACCUCAACAUGUAGGCUUUUUUCAAUGUUGGAGAAAUAAAUUUAUGUAUCAACAUCUGCUGUGACCUUGUAAGAUGUUAUUUUGUAAUUAAAUGUAUUUUUUGGAUAAAAAGAUAAACAUUC
Girardinichthys multiradiatus is the source of this 872-nucleotide messenger RNA. It is a transcript of the gene lsm2, whose product is annotated as smx5. Lineage: Eukaryota; Metazoa; Chordata; Actinopteri; Cyprinodontiformes; Goodeidae. Gene Ontology annotation, biological process: mRNA splicing, via spliceosome. The record is from RefSeq and is a predicted model, not a curated record. The transcript is spliced from 5 exons. Gene Ontology annotation, molecular function: RNA binding. Bases 86 to 373 code for a protein of 95 amino acids. Gene Ontology annotation, cellular component: precatalytic spliceosome; Lsm1-7-Pat1 complex; U4/U6 x U5 tri-snRNP complex.